Schistosoma rodhaini is the source of this 873-nucleotide messenger RNA. NCBI's taxonomy places the organism in Eukaryota, Metazoa, Platyhelminthes, Trematoda, Strigeidida, Schistosomatidae. The record is from the annotation of a GenBank genome assembly.
AUUUCUCUUUUGUUCGUCAAAUAUAUCUAGAGCUUUUCCAUCCGUAUCGAUAGUCCAUUACUGUUAGACAUCAAAGCUCGACAAUGAAAAGCCAGUUCUGCUACUUCCACAACCGUUGGAACCAUUUGAAAGGUCAUUUAUUAAGUUUUUCAGAGGUAAUUCGAAACGUCACUUUACGAUCAAUCAUCGAAGGCCGGUGUCUGCGACAAUUGAUAAUUGUAUAUGAUUGUCUGUUUCAAAGUUUUAGAAAAUGGAGACUGAGCGUUCAAACCUCUUGUCUAUCGUCAAACUUGUUGUACGCGAUCUAAUUCAGCUUACAUUCGAUCAACAGCAGGUUUUUCUUGAUGAAAACAUCUUCUGGGGUGAAUCUAGAACUGUUCAUGGUGAAGAUGUUUCAAAUAUUGUCUGGCGGUUGCUUUCUGUUGUUGAACACUGUCUCUGUCAUGGUUUACGUCGAGAAUACACAACGCCUGAUUCUUUUAAUGACGUCAAUCAAAGAACUUCAUCAAAAGAAUUAAUGAGGAGUGCGACAACUGUCAUCCGAAGAGCAUGUGACCAUGCCGUUUCCACUGCAAAUAUUUUUAUGAAAAACUCGUCACAUCCAAAUCCUUGGCCCGUUUUAUUAGAAGCAGAAAAAUUGUCAAAGACCACAGAUUCUAUAAGUAAAACUAUCGCCACAAUGACUGAAAUACGAACUGGACUAGGUCGCUCUCGCGUUUGGUUAAGGCAGGCUUUAAUGAGGAAGGUAGUUCCUGCGUUUUUUGGUGUUUUAAAUGUAAUUUGUCAAAUCGGAUUUGCUUUAUCCGAAUUUAUUUUAUACAAUAAUCUUAUUCUAAAAGAGUAAACAGCCAAUCAGUCAGCUACAACGUAGGA